This is a messenger RNA of Vombatus ursinus (common wombat), 1028 nucleotides long. RefSeq names its product chromobox 7 (gene CBX7). The transcript has 6 exons. The record is from RefSeq and is a predicted model, not a curated record. The coding region runs from base 48 to 818 and encodes 256 amino acids. Gene Ontology annotation, cellular component: PRC1 complex. Gene Ontology annotation, biological process: negative regulation of transcription by RNA polymerase II. Lineage: Eukaryota; Metazoa; Chordata; Mammalia; Diprotodontia; Vombatidae.
CUCGAACCCCGGGGUUUUCUGGCCAGCCGCCCCCGCCAGCCUCCCGCAUGGAGCUGUCUGCUAUUGGGGAGCAGGUGUUCGCCGUGGAGAGUAUCCGGAAGAAGCGCGUGCGCAAGGGUAAAGUGGAAUACUUGGUCAAGUGGAAAGGAUGGCCCCCAAAGUACAGCACAUGGGAGCCAGAAGAACACAUCCUGGACCCCCGCCUUGUCAUGGCGUAUGAAGAGAAGGAGGAGAAAGAUCGUGCGUCCGGGUGUAGGAAAAGAGGCCCGAAGCCCAAACGGCUGCUGCUGCAGAGGCUGUACGGCAUGGAUUUGCGCAGCGCCCACCAGGUGAAGGGGAAGGAGAAACUCUGCUUCUCCCUGGCCCGCCAGUUUGGCGGCAGCGGCGCCCCUGACGGGGUGGGUAGGGCGGGCCCAGCACAGCUGGAGGAGAAGAGCAGCAGUGGCGUACCCACCCUGCCCUUCCCGCUCAGGAAGCAGAACAAGACCCAGAAGUACCUGCGGCUGUCCCGAAAGAAGUUCCCGCCCCGCCUGGAGGGCCGUGGCCGGCUUAGAGAGACCUUUCUGGAGGAGCCCGCUGCCCGAGAGGCCACGCAGGACACCAGCGAGUGGGACGAGGCCACGGCCACCCCCCCCCCUGCUGAGCAGCACCCUGGCAAAGAGGGUGGUGACCUGACUGCAGGGGGCCCUCCCUGGAUCCCCACGCACCCACCUUCCGAAGUGACGGUGACUGAUAUCACAGCCAACUCCAUCACCGUCACCUUUCGGGAAGCACAGGCCGCUGAAGGCUUCUUCCGGGACCGGAGCGGGCAGUUCUGAACCUCUCCAUUCUGACCCCUCUUUAAGUGGUUGUCUGGGAGUUUGGGGCUCAGGCCAGAGGAGGUGUGGGAGGCGGGCAAUGCAGUUAUUUUAUUUUAAAAGACAAACUCCUAACAAACCCAAGAGAGAAAAAGAGAGCUGAACAGAGAUGCUCUCUGCUCUCUGCUCUCCAGUUCACCCUCGAUCCUGUACAAUGAUGUUUACAGAAGU